AUGUUUGUCCAGACCAUCAUCGCGCUGUCAGCUGCACUCGGUUCAAUGGCCAUCCCCGCCGCUGCGCCUGGAAGUGUCCAAGCAGUCGAGCGAGGUUUGGCGAGUUCCCCUCUCAACACGACGCUCUCCAGUCGCCAAUCACCACCAGAAUGGGUUCAUUACAAGAUCAGCAUGUGGGGAAUGGCGACUUGCCACGCCACGUUCAGCAGCGGCCCGGUCGUCAACAGCGCUCUCAACGAUGGCACAGUCGUUCACGUCAAGAUCGAUGCUUCGGGUGCCAAUCCCAUGACAUGGGACGCCAUGAACCCCAUGAAUUCGAUCACCGGCGGCAAUUACGAUGCUCUGCAGGACCAAUAUUGCUUUGACUUGCACUCGUCCGCUCCUCUGUUCCCAUACGACCACUGCUACUGCGGUGCAAUGCAGACUUGCACUUUCUGCAUCGGUCUGUCCGGUGGUAUCAGCAACAACGGUAACUGCCAGUUCUACUCUGCCUGCGGUGGCUCGGACUGCGAGGGCCCUUCGCCCCCCAUUGUGGAGACCAUGCAAUGCACGCCCGUCAACACAUGGGCCGUCUCUGCCAUCGACGAUGGCACUUUCAACAGCUAG
Mixia osmundae IAM 14324 is the source of this 606-nucleotide messenger RNA. RefSeq lists its product as uncharacterized. The record is from RefSeq and is a predicted model, not a curated record. Bases 1 to 606 code for a protein of 201 amino acids. Lineage: Eukaryota; Fungi; Basidiomycota; Mixiomycetes; Mixiales; Mixiaceae. The transcript is spliced from 9 exons.